Molecule: messenger RNA, 1983 nt
Organism: Dermacentor andersoni
Lineage: Eukaryota; Metazoa; Arthropoda; Arachnida; Ixodida; Ixodidae
Product: neprilysin-2-like
Biological process (GO): protein processing
Cellular component (GO): plasma membrane
Molecular function (GO): metalloendopeptidase activity
Source: RefSeq, a predicted model, not a curated record
UCUUGCUAGAUGCCCGCUGCGACAUAAAGAAACUCAUUGAAUGAAUACAUUUUUCGCAGAACGUUCAAACCUUCUGUGUUGUAUGAGUCCCUCGGCGGACGUUCCGCCUUCUCAAGGAUAACAUAUCAUCUCACCAAUGACAUCCUGCCGCAACGUUUCGAAAAAGGCAAUACUCUUUCACGAAUGUACGCUCUUCGCAGGCCCUGAUAGAAUUCAUGCGAGAACGGGGCUUGUCGUGGCCCGAACCGACAGGUUCUGUUCCUACGUCCAGGUGCCUCCAAGUGCUGCUGGAUCUAUCGCUCAACUGGGCGGUGGACAUAUGGUUCCGCUUGACCUUCCUUAGGCAACAUACCGGCAACAAGUUCUACUUCAGGGAACCCACAGUUUUUGUGACGGCCAUAAAAGAGCUACGACAGCAGGACGGGCCGGACGGUGGCCACGAGCGGGUUCGUUCCAUGCUACACCAGCUGCGUAACGCCAGCCAAGCGUCCCGCGCCAUCGAGCAUCAAGAAGAGGACGACGCCCUCGUGGACGCACUGCUGACGGAUGAGAGCUAUGUGCUCGAGAAGCUUCAGGAAGCGAUGCGAAGUUCGCCGGACGAGGGAAACAGGCUCGACAAGCUGCCCCUCAAGCUCAUGGCGUCGGUCACUGACGCGUUACCUGGCGCCACAUGGCAGAAAGUCCUUCGGUCCGUGCUCAACGGCACAGGCGUCCUCGUUGGCGAUUACGACACGGUGUUCGUCGACAACGCUAGGCUGCUGUCGACGCUCGGCGAUCUGGUGGUGAGCAUGCGCGGCCGCCUGCUAGACCAGCUGGCCCUGUGGUUCUUGCAGCUGCACGCGGACCUGCUGCCCAUACCCCCGCGUGACUGGCUGGACAGGACGCUGGCCUGCCACGCCGCCGUCGAGCUGCGUUUCGGGCUCGUCGUGAGCGCAGAGCACGUGGCGAAUCAGUUCAGUCAAGGCCAACGGCAGAAAAUCGAGGCCAUGGCAAGCAGCAUCAUGGAUCUCGUGAAAGCUACGCUGACGAAAGAGUCCUGGAUGCCUCGGGAAGCCAAGCAGAUCACCGCCAAGCUGGACAACAUGACGAUAAAGCUCUGGCCAAGCAGCCGGAUUAGCGACGCGGGGUUAACGCGGCUCUACGCUGAUUUCCCCGACCGUGCACCGUCGUACGUCGACUUCUGGCUGGCCGCAGGCAAAGCGCAGCGCUGGCUGCAGCUGGGCUCUGCGCGGAACGCUUCAGCAGCGAACACCACCGUCAAUGCUGUAAGAUUUGACCGGGGCGCCGAGGACCUAGGAUUUUCAAACGCCGCACGUGACCCGCCCUUCGAGUACGACUACUGGGCCAACCGCGUGCUGAUCAGCCCGGCGGCGCUGUAUGCGCCUCUGUUCUACGCCCGAGGCACCAAUGCCAUGGUGUACGCGGGCCUGGGUGCCACGCUGGCACGGCUCGCGGCCAGGGCGUUCGACGAGCGGGGCAUUGACGUGAGUGCUGGCGGGAACCACAGUGUCUGGCUCUCGGCAUCGGCGCGACAGCAGUUCGUCCAUCGCGCCAGGUGUUGGCAGCCCGCCUUGAAGGCCGCCAUGAUAGGCUACGAACGCAUGGAGCUGCGGACGGGCGGGGACAUCGGACUGCACGUUGACCGUGACUAUUCGCCGUGGCAGGUGUUCUUCAUAAGCUUCUGUCAGCCUCUGUGUGGCCUGCCCGCGGAUGUGGAUGGACCCCGGGCUCCUCGCGGACGUCUCUGCAACCAGGUCCUGAUGAGCAAGCGCCCCUUCUCGUCCGUUUUCAAAUGCCGCAUUGGAGAACAUCCAAUGGCGCCUGCCUCCUUCUGCAAUGCCUGAUGCUCGCUGGAGGUUGCGCGCGUCCUCUCUGGUUAUAUAGGGCGUAAUCCGGGAUGGUCAAUGCCUAUGUUCUCUGCAGUGGGCAGCUUCAAAUGUAUAUAUCAAACUUUGACCUCAUGAUAAUACCAUAUAUUCUCCG